GUCGUCGUUGAGCGAAUGACGUGUGUCAGCCGAGUGCCCGGAUGGGGGCGGGCGGACGGUAGGGAAGAAAUCUCGCGAGGUUUAGGGGCCGGGAGGGCGGGGCGAGUGGCCGAGAGGAGGGACCGGGACCGCCAAACGGGCGGGAAAAAACUACAGCUCCCAGAGUGCCAGGCGGCGGCGCGACCGUUGGACGCCGCGACCGUUGCUAUGCAGGAUAAAUUCCAGACAAUGUCUGACCAGAUCAUUGGUAGAAUUGAUGAGAUGAGUGCUCGCAUUGAUGACUUGGAGAAGAACAUUGCUGAUCUCAUGACACAAGCAGGAGUUGAAGAAAUAGAAGGAGAAAACAAGGUUGUCAAGUAACAUGAAAUGGGUGGCAGAAUGAGGUUUUGGUUACCUAAUUCAACAGUUUGCUGUGCUGAAGUGUUUUUUAUAUUGAAUGUUAUUGAUAAUUAUGGAUGUAACCAUAUGCGUCGUCAUACUACUUAAAGUUUAAUACACUAGAGAAUUGUACACUGGUUUGAAAAUCUGUCUCCUGUUUGUUAUUCAAAGUAAGAUAUCAUUUUGCUGUUAAACGAUUAAAACUCAAUUUCCCUUACAACCAAGAAGAACAAAAUGUUUUUAAUAUUCUUUCCCAUUAAAUGAACUUGCCAGACAGCUCUGAAGUUAAGAUACACUUUAACGUGUACAUUUGUGCCAUUGUCGCUUCUGUUUUUGACAUUUUCAGUAAAAGACCAUGAAGACCAAA
Molecule: messenger RNA, 745 nt
Organism: Callorhinchus milii (elephant shark)
Lineage: Eukaryota; Metazoa; Chordata; Chondrichthyes; Chimaeriformes; Callorhinchidae
Gene: hsbp1b
Product: heat shock factor binding protein 1b
Exons: 4
Coding region: 16-360 (114 amino acids)
Biological process (GO): cellular heat acclimation
Cellular component (GO): cytosol; nucleus
Molecular function (GO): transcription corepressor activity
Source: RefSeq, a predicted model, not a curated record